Lasiosphaeria miniovina is the source of this 2165-nucleotide messenger RNA. RefSeq names its product major facilitator superfamily domain-containing protein. Gene Ontology annotation, molecular function: L-cysteine transmembrane transporter activity. The record is from RefSeq and is a predicted model, not a curated record. The transcript is spliced from 6 exons. Gene Ontology annotation, biological process: transmembrane transport; L-cysteine transport. The coding region runs from base 457 to 2007 and encodes 516 amino acids. Lineage: Eukaryota; Fungi; Ascomycota; Sordariomycetes; Sordariales; Lasiosphaeriaceae. Gene Ontology annotation, cellular component: membrane.
UUUGCGUGUGGAUCAGCGUCGACUUCUCCACGCGGGGAACACGGGGAAAGGGUGGGUACGGACUCCCUAGCCCCCUCAAUAUUGAACAUUCUGGGGAAGGUCGGGGUAGCUUCGUCUCUAGCGAGAUCCUAAGCGUCUGACAGGGGGACGGAAUCACUUCUCCUCGAACCGUGCGCGCCGUGCGCCCGAGAAAGCGUCUGGGCGAAUCCGGUUUGUGGGGAAAUAAGCGCGGGACUGCAACCUCAGAACCGGGCCUAUUGCUGCCAUGCAGACGAGAUACCACAUGGGGUAGCAGUUCGUGUUGUCGACUCCUAGAUUGCGUGUAAAUAAAGAAAGCCGUUCGCACCUCCGAGCAUCUUCGGUCUUCGGGCUCUUCAUCGACCUCAGCCGUGUCCGUGUCCGCUUCCACCAUCCACCGCCUGGUCAGUAGCUGUACUUGGUUCACGGCGAGCCAUCAUGUCUAUCGCCAAGGACAAUGGCGCCGAUAUCGAGCGCCACGAGCGCCCUCCCUCUCCCAGGGACCUGCCAGAGAAGGAUCGGCAGGUCUAUGAGAGAGUGGACUCAGAGGUUGCCAAAUAUGCGUCCGACACGGCGGUCUACGUCUCCCCCGAAAAGAGCGACCAGCUCCGCCGCAUGAUCGACCGCCGCGUGCUGGUCAUCAUGAUCUCUACCUACUUCCUGCAGGCCAUUGACAAGGGGACCAUGUCAUUUGCCUCCAUCAUGGGCAUCAUCACCGACACGGGCCUAAAGGGGCAAGAUUACUCCUGGUUGACCACCUGCAUCUAUAUCACCAUACUCAUCGUCGAGUACCCACAAAACUGGAUCAUCACCCGCGUGCCGAUCGCCAAGUACCUGAGCUUCUGCAUCGUGGCCUGGGGGACCGUGCUGGCCACGACGGCCGCCUGCAACAACUUCGCCUCGCUCGUCACGGUGCGCGUCCUGCUGGGCCUCUUCGAGUCGGCGUGCCAGCCCGCCUUCAUUGUGCUCUCGGCCAUGUGGUAUCGGCGUGAGGAGCAGACGGCCCGCGUGACGUACUGGUACAUGAUGAACGGUGCUCAACAGGUCGUCGGCGGUCUUCUAGCCUACUGCUUCAGCCUCAUCACGACGGGCCCGUUGAAGUCGUGGCAGUGGCUGUUCCUGGGCUACGGCGUCGUGUCCGUCAUCUACGGGCUCUUCGUGGGCUGGUACAUGCCCGACUCGCCCAUGCGGGCCAAGUGCUUCAGCGAGGAGGACAAGCGGCUGAUGAUCGAGCGGGUGCGCGACAACCAGACGGGCCUCCAGAGCCGCAAGUUCCGCCUGGACCACGUCUACGAGGCGCUGCGCGACCCCCAGGUCUGGGGCUACGCCCUCAUUGCCCUCACCACGACGCUGCCGACCUCGGGCCUCGGCGCGUUCCAGGGCCUCAUCAUCAAGAGCUUUGGGUUUACCGUCCUGCAGACGCAGCUGCUCGCCAUGGUGCUCGGGUUCUACAUCAUCAUUGUCCUCCUCGGGUCCAUCUGGAUCGUUAAGCGGACCAACCAGAAUCUCUUGGUCAUGCUCGGCUUUGUCAUCCCAUCCUUCAUCGGCACCAUCCUCCUGAUGACGGUCACCCCCGACACCCUGGCCCGCAAGGUUGGCCUCUUGAUCUGCUACUACAUCACCCUCUCCUUCUGGUCCGCACAGACGCUGGCACUGUCCAUGAUCAGCAGGAAUGUGGCCGGCACGACCAAGAAGAGCGUCGCCGUCACCAUCAACUUUAUAUUUUGGGCCACGGGGAACAGCAUCGGCCCGCAAGUGUUCCUCGCCUGGGACGCCCCCCGGUACUUUAUCGCCUUCGCCACCCACCUCGGCUGCUACGCGCUGCUGGUUCUCGUCAUCGUCGCGCUGCGCUUCUACCUCGUGCGCCAGAACACCAAGCGCGACCGCCUCGCCGCCGAGGGCCACGUCCAGGCCGACGCCGGCAACGUCGUGCACGGCUUCGAGGAUCUCACGGACCUGCAGAAUCUGUCUUUCCGCUACGUGUAUUGAUCUGCGAGGCCGGGCUUGGUUUGGGGGAGGUUGUAAGUGGGUGAGGGACGUGUUUUAUUUGCGUUGCGAGUUUUUUUUUUUGCUUUAAUGAAAUUGAGAUUGUUAUGAGCGUUGCUGCGACGUUUCCAGUUGAGUGACGAUGUGUCUGCAUCCUGGAC